Molecule: messenger RNA, 2743 nt
Organism: Formica exsecta
Lineage: Eukaryota; Metazoa; Arthropoda; Insecta; Hymenoptera; Formicidae
Gene: Tmtc2
Product: protein O-mannosyl-transferase TMTC2
Exons: 9
Biological process (GO): protein O-linked glycosylation via mannose
Cellular component (GO): endoplasmic reticulum membrane
Molecular function (GO): protein binding; mannosyltransferase activity
Source: RefSeq, a predicted model, not a curated record
CUUUUGUUUUUCUGUUACAGAAGAGCUAUCUUGACGAACCCUGACCUACUGGCGAGCACACCGUGGUACCGGUUGCUUGAGAAUGAUUUUUGGGGAACACCGCUGACGGAACGUGGCUCGCACGGCAGUUAUCGACCGCUUUGCGUGGCCACCUUUCGUCUGAAUCAUUCUCUUGGUGGCCUUGAACCCUGGGGCUACCAUCUGGUGAAUGUAGCGUUGCACGCUGCUUGCACCAUUCUCGUGGUCAAGGUUGCUAGAAAGGUGCUGCCAGGAAGGAGCAAUCUCGCGCACGCGAUCACGGGUUUCCUGUUUGCGGUCCAUCCCAUUCACAGCGAGGCUGUGGCCGGUAUAGUCGGACGUGCCGACCUUCUUGCUUGCUUCCUGACCUUGACAUCUUUCCUGACGUACUCAGCCCAUUGUAAUCGCACGAGAUCGCCAUUUCCUCUGCUGUUGGCCUUGGUAUCAUCGACGCUGGCUACCCUCGCCAAAGAGACUGGUAUAUCGUCUUUGGCUCUCUGUCUUCUGUGGGAGCUCUGUCGCGGCGAGCCAAGUCGAAAAGGCAAUUGCGGAUUCACUCGGGGCCGCAGCGUCGGCAUUCUGUCGGGCGGUCUGGCACUGCUCGCACUGGGUCGGCUCAGGCUCGUAGGCAACAGGCCCGAAUUCGCGAGCGCGGACAAUCCGGCGGCGAGGCAUCCGUCGCGGCUGACACGCGGCUUGACGUUCCUGUAUCUGCCGGCGGCCAGCGCGAGAAUGCUGCUGUGCCCGAGCACGUUGAGCUUCGACUGGUCGAUGGACGCCGUGCCACGCAUAACGAGUCUGUUGGACCCGCGUAAUCUAGAAUCGGUGUGCCUAUACGGCGCCCUGAUCGGUGCCGCUUUCUGGGCCGUCAGGGGUCUGCGACGACGUCGGCGUAACUCGUGGACGAUGGGUCAGCAGGCGUAUUCGACGCGCGCGGCUACGUCGUCCAGGUGUCCCGUGUGCGCCGGUAGACGCACCGGCGGCUGUCAUACUGAUGGCUGCAGGGCGGCCAAUAACAAUAACAACAGUCCGCUCGGCGAUUGUCAUUGUGCCAAGAGGCCGAGCAGCAAUUGCGGCGUCAACGUUGGUGGCCGACAAACGGCGGCCACCGCCGUCGCCGUCUCCCUGGGCUUCCUCGUGCUCCCCUUCCUGCCGGCGAGCAAUUUGUUCUUCUACGUGGGCUUCGUCAUAGCCGAGAGGAUACUGUACCUGCCCAGUGUGGGCGCCUGUCUGGUCGUCGGCGCCGCGGUGUCCGGAUGCUAUCGGAUAGCGAGAAGAAACGGGUCCAAAACGCGAGGCAGGGCGGUGCUGCUGGCGACGGCGAUCCUCAUCGGCUUGAUGUCGGCGAAGACGCUCGUGAGAAACGCUGACUGGAGGGAUGAGGAGAGCUUGUACAGGUCCGCGCUGCAUGUUAAUCCGCCGAAAGCUUAUGGUAAUUUGGGGAGCAUUCUCAGCGAACAGGGUCGAAUAGCCGAAGCGGAGGAAGCGUUCGUCCAAGCUCUUCGCUAUCGACCGAAUAUGGCAGAUGUGCACUACAACCUAGGCAUCUUACAGCAGGGCAGGAAGAAUUACGAAGAGGCGAUUUUGAGUUAUCAACGAGCCAUUCAUUUCCGGCCUUCGUUAGCUCAGGCUUACGUAAAUCUGGGAGCCGCGCUGAUUUCGGUCGGUCGCGGCACGGAGGCGGCUGCGGUUUUGCGCGCCGGUGCAUCCUUGGACGGCUCCGGUCUGAAGGACAAAAGGGCUCACGAGGCGGCCAGGGUGCAGGCCCUCCUUCAAUUGGGCGCACUGUAUGCCGAUCAGGGUAGAUUACAAAGAGCCCUGGCAGCGUACAAGGAAGCCCUGCAGUCCCUACCGGAUCACUAUCCACCUCAGAGCGUGUAUAAUCUGCUAGGCGAAACGCUGUCCAGACUGCAACAGUACGCGGAGGCGGAGAGGUGGUUCCAGGCGAGUUUGGCCAGCCAGCCUGACCACGUGCCGGCCCACAUCACUUACGGGAAACUUUUGGCACGGAACUCGAGCCGUGUCCUGGAAGCGGAGAGAUGGUUUCUGAGGGCACGCAGAUUGGCGCCGGACGACCCCAGCGUGCACCAUCAUUACGGGCUGUUCCUGACGUCGCAGGGCCGAUUGGUGGAAGCUGCCGAGGAGCAGCUGCGAGCGGCCGAGCUGUCGCGAUCCGACUACGAACUGUCGGUCGCGGCAGCCUCGGCGCUUCGGCAGGCCGAUCGUCGCGAUGAGGCCGAGAUCUGGUAUCGACACGCGGUUAAUCUAAGGCCGCACGAGGCCCGCAGCCACACAAAUCUCGGGGCGAUCCUACACCUGAACGGCAAGUACAAGCAGGCCGCCGCGGCUUACAGGGAGGCGCUUAGAUUGCAACCGGGCGACGCAACGACCAUAACGAAUCUGCACAAACUGGCGGCGAUCUUGGCGUGACCUGAAGAAAUGCAGGAUGACCGAGGAGGUGAUAGAGAGAGCGAGCAUGAAGACACGAUGAAAGAGAAGAUGGUGUGUGUAUUAUACGACCCCGCGCGAACGAGGAAGAGGAGCCCUUCUUAUCGUGACAUUACCGUGUACCCCAAGAUCCCCUACCGGCCCGAUCUUCCUACCGAUAUUCGUUUAUAUCUCUGCGUCGUUGGCGACGCGCGCGUUCACAUCGACCACGCGCUGCCGACUCGUAUCGCCUGCUAUGAUAUGUGAAGAAUAAAGCUUCCUUUAUUUUUCUCUAAUA